Closterium sp. Yama58-4 is the source of this 315-nucleotide messenger RNA. NCBI's taxonomy places the organism in Eukaryota, Viridiplantae, Streptophyta, Zygnematophyceae, Desmidiales, Closteriaceae. The record is from the annotation of a GenBank genome assembly.
AUGCGCAGACUCAGUUACAUCCAACUCGAAACUGUAUUGUUUUGUUUGGUUGACUAUAGUGUGCAUAACAGGGGCCAGGGGAAACCAGUGGAUCCAGCAUUUGGCAGUUUGGGGAAUUUAAAUAAUAAUAAUAAUAAUAAUAAUAAUAAUAAUAAUAAUAAUAAUAAUAAUAAUAAUAAUAAUAAUAAUAAUAAUAAUAAUAAUAAUAAUAAUAAUAAUAAUAAUAAUAAUAAUAAUAAUAAUAAUAAUAAUAAUAAUAAUAAUAAUAAUAAUAAUAAUAAUAAUAAUAAACGAGGUUCUGUUAUUAGGACCUGA